AUGCAGCGCCUUAAGGCGCCCGAUGAGGGGCCCCUGGGGCCCCUUCCGUCGGACAGUGGGGCCCCGUGUGCUGCUUCAGUCAGCAUAGCAGCAGCAGCAGCAGCAGCAACAGCAACAGCAGCAACGGCAGCAACAGCAGCAGCAGAUGAACCAGCUGCGGCACCCACAAAGAUGGAAGCAGCAGCACCCAAAGUAGAGGCAUUAGCAGCAGCAGCACCCCCUGCAGCAGCUGCUGCAACACCAUCUUCAGCAGCACCUGCAGAAGGAGGAGCAGAAGCAGCAGCAGCAGAAGCACCAAGCGCAGCAGCACCUGCAGCAGCAGCAGAAAUAAAGUGUGCUUCAGAAGGAGGAGAAGAAGAUUUGGCUUCGACAGAGACAGCCUCCUCAGCCACUGCUUCUCUUACUCCUGCUGCUGCUGCUAAUGCUGCUGCUGCAGAUGCUGCUGCUGCUAAUGCUGCUGCUGCAGAUGCUGCUGCUACUAGUGUUGCUGCUGCAGAUGCUGCUGCUACUACUGUUGCUGCUGCUGCUGAGGUAGAGAAUGAGCAGCCUACAGAUUCUAGAGAGCGAAGGCCGGGUCCUUCAUCUGCUGCAGCGAAGAGACAGCGAGGAGACAGCGGGAAAAGAGCAAAGGAGACAGCAGCAGCAGCAGCAACAGCAGCAGCAGCAGCAACAGCAGCAGCAGCAACAACAGCAGCAGCACAAGGCAGGAGAGUAAACCCCAGGAGACGCUGCAGAGGCGAGGGGGGCCCCAUCGCUUUAACUUUUGAGUGGACGCGCAUGCAAAUUCAACAGUGCAAAAUCCUCGCAGAAGAGAUUGCGUGGAGUUCGGUUGACUCUGCUGUUCUUCGCGAAAAUUUAGCAGUGCGGCUUGAGCCGACGCCUGGUGUAGGGUGGGGUCUGUAUUUAACUCGCAGCAUUAAAAGCUGCUGCUGCAAGCUUGCAGAAGCAGCAAAGGAAGCAGAGGAGCGGCUGCUGCUGCUGCUGCAGCAGCAGCAGCAACAGCAGCAGCAACCGCUAGCGAAAAAACGCAAACCUAAACCCACACUCCCUCCCACCGAAUGGUUUGAGGCCCCUGCUGAAGCGCAGCAUCUAACCAGCAGCAGCGCAGCAGCAGCAGCAGCAGCAGCAGCAGCAGCAGCAGCAGGAGAAGCAGGAGCAACAGCAUCAGCAGGAUUAGGAGAAGCAGUAGCAGCAACAGCAGCAGCAGCAGGAACAGAAGAAGGAGCGGCAGCACCAGCAACAGCAGCAGGACCAACAGCAGCAGCACUAGCAGCAGCAGCAGCAGCAGCAGGAGGUGAGGGAGGUGGAAAGACAAAAAAAAUAUCAACAGAGGACAGGGCCCUAAUGAACACAGAUGAGAACCCAGGUAAAUAA
Eimeria acervulina is the source of this 1374-nucleotide messenger RNA. RefSeq lists its product as hypothetical. The record is from RefSeq and is a predicted model, not a curated record. NCBI's taxonomy places the organism in Eukaryota, Apicomplexa, Conoidasida, Eucoccidiorida, Eimeriidae. The transcript has 3 exons. Bases 1 to 1374 code for a protein of 457 amino acids.